AUGAAAUUACCUAAGCAAUACCAGACCUUAGUUGGUGAACGAGGAAUACACCUAAGUGGUGGAGAGAAACAGCGUGUUUGUUUGGCUCGUGCUCUGGUACGAAAUCCAAAAAUUCUGUUGUUGGAUGAAGCUACAAGUGCAUUAGAUAAUACCAACGAAAAAAUUGUACAAGAUGCACUGGAUCGAGCAUGCAAAGAUAAAAUUUGCGUUAUUCAAAAUGGUUCAAUUGUUGAACAAGGAACUCAUGAAACAUUAUUGAUGAAUCAUGAAGGACAAUAUUAUAAUCUGAUUCACACAAAUCAACUAUCACACGAAAGUGAUGAAGCUGAAAGCAUGAAUGAACAACAGCAGUUGAAUAAUAUCAUCAUAGAAGAUAAACAAAGGCUAUUAACUUCCUCAGAAGAAGAAAAAAUGACUCAAUUAAACGGUCAAUCGAACGAAAAAGCUUAUAGAGAAUGUGAUCCCGUGAAACGGCAACAUUUUAUCACAAUUAGCCUUUUGAUGUUUAUUAAACUCGGCGCUAUUUCAGUUGUAACAAGAUUUUUUCAGGUGUUUCUCUUCGCAUGUUCUGGCGAAGGCUUAACAAAACGUUUACGAACAAAAGCAUUUCGCAGUAUACUUUGUCAAGAAGUAGGAUGGUUUGAUAAGCAAGAAAAUAACACUGGUGCUUUGUGUACACGUUCGAGUGGUUGCGGAAAAUCAACAGUGAUUCAGUUGAUCGAACGCUUUUAUGAUGUUACGAAAGGUAGUUUGAUACUCAACGAUUGUGAUAUUCGUACACUUAAUUUACAAUGGUAUCGAUCUCAAAUUGGACUUGUCAGUCAAGAACCAGUUCUAUUUGACUUAUCAAUCAGAGAAAAUAUUGCCUACGGCGACCACUUGCGAGAAGUCACAUUCGACGAAAUAGUAAAUGCAGCAAUCCAGGCUAAUAUUCAUAAUUUUAUACAAACACUUCCUGAGGGUUACAAUACAAAUAUUGGUGCAAAAGGCGCACAACUAUCAGGUGGAGAAAAGCAGCGUAUUGCGAUCGCGCGUGCACUAAUACAAAAUCCCAGAAUACUUUUACUUGAUGAGCCAACAAGUGCAUUAGAUUAUGAAAACGAGAAAAUUGUUCAGCAGGCAAUUGAAAGUGUGCAAAUGAAUCGCACAACAAUCGUUGUUGCACACCGUUUAUCUACUGUACGAAAUGCCGAUUUAAUAUGUGUAAUGCAAAAUGGACGCAUUGUUGAACGUGGAAAGCAUGUUGAAUUGCUGAAGCAAAAAGGGAUUUAUUAUAGACUCUAUCAGAACAGUUGA
Didymodactylos carnosus is the source of this 1296-nucleotide messenger RNA. The record is from the annotation of a GenBank genome assembly. NCBI's taxonomy places the organism in Eukaryota, Metazoa, Rotifera, Eurotatoria, Philodinida, Philodinidae.